CGCCGCCACCGCCGUCCUCUCCCCUCCUGCCGCCUCCCAUCGCCUUGGACUUCAUUCCGUCCCCUCCUUGCCUCCCCCCUCCCCCUCCCCUCUCGAUCUCCUCCCCUCCGACGGCCAGCGACCACGGGCAUGGGCCGGCCAGCCCGGUGGCAAGCAUGGGCCACGCUGGCCUUGCUGCUUGGCAUGGUGGCCCGCGCGCUCGGUCAGGAUGUGUACUUCCACGCGGCCCCGUACUCGGUCCUGAGUCCGCCCCGGCCGAUGAGCCUCAUUGCUUCGAGCGGCCUCCUGCCGUCUGCUCUGUACCGUGUGAGUAACUCGCAAUUCCGCCUUCACCGGGCGUCGCUCGUGGCAAUCCACGCACCAGAGACUCGCUGGGGUCUUUUCCUCCUGGAGACAGCGGGCAAUAUCGACUCUGCCCGGCCAGACAACCCGGGAACCGCGGAGAUCCUGGUGCCAAGCGCCCCGGCCCUCACGCCUCCUCUGCUGGUGGAGCACACCCCGGAUGGGGUGGGAUUUUUCCACCUGCCACAGCGCCAUGCCUUUCCCCGGCCGGAUGUCGAGCUGCUCGUGGGGAUUGAGAGGCUGGCGAUCGGUGUGGAUCUCCUUGGUCUGGCUGGCGACCCGGGCCCGGGUCGCACCAUUCUCUGGACAUACCUGGGCCCCGACAAACUGACCAUCCAGGGCCACGAUGGCCUGCCCAUGACGGGUGCCGUGCUGGCGGCAGCCGGCUUCGGGCGGACCUUCUUCCUGGUCGAUGACAUCCGCCUCAGCAAGUUGAGUAUCCUCCCAAGCGGGUCGCCCAGCUCACUGACGAGGGAGGCCCCGGGCCGGGUGGUCCAGCUCGAAGCCACGUUCCUCGGGUUUUGGCAUGUCCAGGACUCGACCGAGGAGGAUGUGGUGAUGCUGCUGGAUUCCGGGGAUAUUUGUCUGUACAAUCGCUUCGGGGCCACCGACCAGGGGAUGGUGGCGGCCGGCCGGUUGCCAGUCGGGGUGCCCCUGAGUGGGUCUCGGGUGCUGGUCGGCUCGGCCACCGCCAGCCAAACCUACGGCUCGCCGCUGUAUGUGGUGUCACCGGGCGCGGCCGACCCCCGGGACCGGGUCUGGCGCCUGUCCCUCGAGACCGGUACCAUCAAGUGGCAGCGGGUGGUCUUGCCUCCGGCGGUGACCGAUGUGUCGGCGCUGCAGCUGCUGCUGUGGCCCUUUGGCAGCACAUCCACCAAGUGGCAUCUUGUUGAUGGCCAACUUCGGGCUCUCUUUGAUUCGGGGGAUUUCCGCUGUGCCGAUGACCCGAGCAUCGCGUGCGAUCGGGAGGGCCAGGCUUCCGGUUCGUCGCUCGGGUGGGCUUGCGUUCCGGAUCGCGUCGAAGCGCCGCUCGUCUCGUCGAAGCGCCUGUGCACCGGGUGUCCUGAGGGCUGGUACCUGGACCGUCCGCCUGGCGAGGCACCCUUUUCCCAGCCCGGACACGAGUGCCGGCCAUGCGCGCAGGCCGGCUGCCGCACGUGCGACCAGGACCACUGUCUGGUGUGCGAGGACGGCCUGCUGCUCGAACCGAGCGGCCGGGCCGGCGGUACCGUCUGCGUGGCGUCCUGCUCGGCCGGCUUCCGGCCGGUGUCCGGCAUGUGCACUCUGAGCGAUGUUGCCCUGCCGGGGGUCGGCCUGACGGCGCCGCUGGCGGCCAGUCUCAUGGCCGGGCUGGACCCCGGCGACCGGAUCACCGCCAUCGGCCAGACGUGGCUCUCGGUGGACGUGUCCUCCGGCGUGCCCAUCCUGCCGGCCAGCGCCAGCGGCCCGGCCACGGGGGUGCUCCUUUUCACGGAGCACCUCAAGUCCUACCUCCUUCCGAUCGAGGCCAUCGGCAGCCCGGGCAGGUACGUGGCGAAGGAGAUCCGCUUGUUUGCCUCGCCGCUUGUCGCUCCGGUGGUGGGGUUCGUCGAGAUCGGCCCCUUCCACGAGGCCGGAGGCCUGCUCUACAUGCUGCAGGUGGUUGAUCGAAACGGGAACGCCGGAGUGGCCGACCUGUAUUGCCCAGGCAUGGGGCCCUGCGAGUCGGCCCUGCUGUCUUCCCUGUAUGGGAUAGCGAGCAACUGCUCCAACAUUGCGUGGCGCUUCGGUGAGCGGCACACUGCGACCGUCCGGUCUCCCGAUGAGGUGAUCAUCUACGAGCACCACGACGAGCAGGGUUCCGGGAAGGUGUUUCAUGUCGCGACCACCGGGCUGCAGGCCCUGUCUUGGGGGCCGGAGUCGGGACGCACCGACACGACGGGCCCCAACUGGAUGGUAAUGUCCUCGAAGGAUGCCGGGCCGAGCGCCCUGCCGCAAGACAUGGGCGAUGCCUUUGGGGAUGCUUGGCUGCCGCUGACGGGGCGCCUCUUGGCAGACCCGCCGGCAGUCAGUGGGCGCUUUGUGCCGGCACUGCUCGCCCGCGGGCCCGGGGCCCGGGUGUCGGAGGAGCUGUUCUUCACCAACACCGUCGGCACGGAGUGGCAAAUCGUCCAUGUGCCUGGGGACAUGGUGCCGACCGGGCGAUCCACCGGCCUGCCCUCCAGCCGGCAAGUCAUCGGCACCUUCCCCCAGGCAUUGGAGGUCCCGACCGGGGAGCACCACGAUGUCCUGUUCCAGGCGGUGGCCCUGCCGGACGGCGGCUCGCGGUACCCCAGUGCGCUGCUCCUGCUGUCGCGCACCUUUGUCGGGCUGUCGGUGCUUCACUGCCCGGGCGGGCCGGCCGGGGCGUGCGCCCUGCUGCCGGCGGUCUUCGCGGAGCUGCCGGUGGAGCUGCGGCCUCCGGCCGACACGGCCCUGUGGAGCCUGGCCGUGGUGCAGGCUGUGCCGGCCAGCGGUGGUACAUCGGCGCUGUCGCUCGGCUCGGGGCAGCAGCUGAAUUUCUUGAUCCUCGUGCCGGCCACCGGGCCGGUGGUCUUUUCGCUGGUGCUGGGCUGCCCGGCCGGGACAUAUGGGCCCAUGUGCGAUGGGUGCCAUCCCACAUGCGCGGCCUGCGUGGGCCCCGAGGAGCCGGACCACUGCACGGCCUGCGUCCCCGGGAGGGCAUGGCUCCAUGGCCGGGCCUGCGUGAGUGAAUGCCCGUUCGGCAUGUGGCCCGAUGUGUCGGAGUGCCGGGCCUGCCCGGCCGGCUGUGUGACCUGCACCACGGCGGCCACCUGCACCGGCUGCGAGGCGGGGCGCUUCCUUUCGAGUGCGCACGCAUGCGAGCCGUGCGACGGGUCGUGCGCCAGUUGCACCGACGACCGGGGCUGUGAUGCUUGCCGGCCGGGCUUGGUCUUUGCGAGUGUGGAUGCCGAGAUGCCCUCGCGCUGCACGUCGGCCUGCCCGCCGGGCGAGUAUCUCGGGGAUGGCCGGUGCGCCGUGUGCCAUGUCUCGUGCGAGCUGUGCGCCGGUGGCGCGGCAUCGUGCACGGUGUGCGCCGAAGGCUUCGGCUGGGCGAGCCCGCCGGGCCCCGGGAGCACGGGGGCCUGCGUCGCCUGCGACCCGGGGUGUGUGUCCUGCACGGCGGACCACUGUCUGGCCUGCGGGCCGGGGCUACUGCUGACACACGGUGGCACAUGCGUGGCCUCCUGCCCGGCUGGGUGGUGGCCCGACGGCGAGUCGUGCCAGCCGUGCGAUGUCAGCUGCAGCACUUGCAUCGGCGGGGGGAGUGCCCAAUGCACCGGCUGCUCUCCGGGGUUGGAGCUGAUGGAGAGCGGCGAUCUGGCGGGCUUCUGUGCCUCCGGUUGCGCGGAGGGCGAGUACUGGGACACGGAUGCCCUGCUGCAGGAUGGCGACUGCGUGCAGGCCUGCGCCGCCAGGCAUGUGGCCCUUGCCGGGCGGUGCCUGCCCUGCCAUGUGUCGUGCGACGCGUGUACCGGGACCCGGAGCACCGAGUGCGGUGCCUGCAUCGACGACCUGCUGGCCCUGCCGGCCGGGCAGACCCCGGCCCGGUGCGUGCCCGCCUGCCCGGCCGGAUACAGCCCCUCGGCCGGCGGGUGUGCCGCCUGCCCGGGCCACUGUGCCAGCUGCCCGGCGUCGAGCACCGAAUGCGGCCUGUGCCAGCGGGGGUGGCUGCUGGCCCGGCCGGACUGCGUGGAAAACUGCCCGGAGGGGACCUCGUCGCUGGGCAGUGAGUGCAUCUUCUGCCACGAGGGCUGUGGCAGCUGCUUUGGCCCGGGGCCCGAGCAGUGUCUGUCCUGCCCUGGGCACGCACCGCUCCUGGUGGCCGGCCGCUGUCUGUCCGAGUGCCCGGCCGGGAUGUUCCCGGACCGGGGCACCUGCACCCCCUGCAGUGACACCUGCGCUGCGUGCACCGGGCCGACGGACAUCGAGUGCACCCUUUGCGCCGGGGAUAGGGCGCUGCUGGGGGGCACCUGCCGGGCUGGCUGUCCGGGGCGCUUUUUCGCCGAGGACAAUGUGUGUCUUCCCUGUGGGGCGUUCUGCGCCAGCUGCCAGGACGCGAGUGGUUGCACCGGCUGCGAGGAUGGGUUCAUGCUGCAGCCCAACGGUGGCUGCGCUGCUGGCUGUCCAGCUCGGUCGGUCGGGUGCACGGCCCAGGCCCGGUGCAUCCCCUGCUCGGGGGAGUGCGCCGCGUGCGAGGUCUUUGGCCCGGGCUGUGAUGCUUCGUGCACGCACUGCGAGCCGGGGUAUGUUCUGUCGGACGGCGCGUGCUACGUUGCCUGCCCGGCUGGGGAGUUCCUGCCGGCCGGUGCGCAUGCCUGCGGGCCAUGCUCGGCGGAGUGCCGGACGUGCUUUGGCGCGGCAGGGCAGUGUACCGGCUGCAACGGUGGCCUCCUGCACCCGGGCGCGGGCAUCUGCGCGUCGGCCUGCGCCGGGGCGUCGGCCCCGGUGGCCGGCGUCUGCCUGAGCUGCUUCGCCGAGUGCGACCAAUGCGAGGCCGGGCCCGGCCAGUCGGAUGUGGCCCCCCUGCCGGGGGACGGCCCGCUGGCGGCGGCGCGCGACCUCGUCGAGGCUGGCUGGCAGGCGGAUCCCAGUCGGCGGCCUCCAGCGACCACCGUGCGCCAGCGGUGUGUGGCACUCUUCGUCUCCGUCAAUGGCUUGGCUCUCUCCUGA
Messenger RNA from Fonticula alba, 5055 nucleotides. RefSeq lists its product as hypothetical. The transcript is spliced from 4 exons. Bases 130 to 5055 code for a protein of 1641 amino acids. The record is from RefSeq and is a predicted model, not a curated record. NCBI's taxonomy places the organism in Eukaryota, Rotosphaerida, Fonticulaceae.